AUGCACUCAAACGCCACCACCGACGACUCAGUGCACUCAGACAUCAGCACCGACGAGUCCGGCCCCAACAUCUGUGACGUCAACGCCGACGCCGACAACGAGCACCCCGACCGCGACGAUCACCCCAGCAGUAUCUCCCAAGCCCAUAUCUGCGACUCCGACGCCGACUUCCAGUCCACCGACGGCUGUUCCAGCAACCACGACACCAUUUCCAACCACAGUUCGUCCCGUGACCCCACAGCCAACGACCAAACUCUUGACCCCUCAGCCAUCGGCGAGCCCCGCGACCCCGCAACCAAGCCCAUCAACACGCAGCCCCAUGCCGCCUACUGCGACCCCGUCACCCAGCCCGUCAACGGCGCCAGGUGGACCAACCCGUGUGACAAAAAUGUCGACAACUGCCCUGGCCCCCAAGACGGUCUACCGUACGGCUCCAUGUGCAUCCAGGCGCCUGAUCUCACGUACGCUUGCGUGCCACGAGUGUCUUGCCCGCCAUUGGGACAAUCCUCCGUACCGACGGUGACGUCAUCUGCAACUCCCGAAAGCGGCGACCUGACAUUGCCACCCAUCACACCCGCGCCCGAACCCGAGCCAACGACCGUUCCCACCAGCUGCACCUUUUCCGUGAGCAUUCCUUCGUACGAAGAGUGCGCAGACGACAAGAUGCUGGCGCAAGGCUGGCUCCCGACCAGUGUCGUGGGCAGCAGCACGUUCUGCGCGCAAAUCUCGCCGCCCAACAAGCCGCGCUGGUGCUCGGGCGACGCUCCGGGUGUUUGCCCCUCGCCCCAACCCGGUCUUCCGUUUGGCUCGAUCUGUCGCGUCCUCAACGAGACCCUUGCCGGCACACCGCAAGCUGUCUACGGUUGUGUACAGUCGCCGGACUGCGAGACGCUCGAGUUCGAAUCGGGGAUCAUCACCGAGUCUGACGCCGUCUGUGAGCCCAGUGACGCCAAGUCCAACCACCUCGGUGGCUCCUGUGCCGUCGCCGAGUGCGUCAACCAGUUCUCCGAUUCCGUCGACGUCGAGUCCAGCGCCGGUGCCUCCGACGACAGCUCUGGUGACGACCGCUCCAGUGCCAAUGACGAGUGCGCCUGCGCCAACGAGUGGUCCCACGUCGGCCCCAGUGCCCCCGUCUCCGACUACACCGACCCCGGUGAUGUCGACGCCUACGCCAACUACGGUCGCUCCUGCCCCAACCACAGUGACGUCGGUGCCCACCACGAUUGCACCAUCGCCAACCACUGGAACAACCCAACCGUCCUUGACACCGCAACCGACGACUAUGGCACCAGCUCCUACAACUGCGACGCCGCAGCCGACGACGGGGACGCCCGUGGCUACUACUUUGACUCCUCAACCCACUACGGUAACGUCCGAGCCAACGACGGUGACGCCGCAGCCGACCAUGGUGACUCCUCAACCCACUACGGUGGCGCCUGCCCCAACGACUGUGACACCCUUGCCAACAACGGUGACGCCUGUCCCAACAACGGUGACGCCUGUCCCAAGACGGUGACGCCGCAGCCAACCACGGCGACUCCUCAACCCAUACGGUGA
This is a messenger RNA of Saprolegnia parasitica CBS 223.65, 1557 nucleotides long. RefSeq lists its product as hypothetical. Bases 1 to 1557 code for a protein of 518 amino acids. The transcript has 4 exons. Lineage: Eukaryota; Oomycota; Saprolegniomycetes; Saprolegniales; Saprolegniaceae. The record is from RefSeq and is a predicted model, not a curated record.